AUGAUGGAUCGCAGCCGGUUGAACUCACUUUUUGGGCCGGAGCCACUAGGUUCAAUAUACGAAGGCACUCUUGAAAUUUCACAAAGGAAUCCAGACGCUUAUGACUCACGAACGUUUUCACAUGAUAAAAUAAACAUAGUAAAAGAUCCUCUAAUAAAAAAAGUCGUAGAGAACUUAGAUUUGGCUUAUAAACACACGCAACAAACAACAGAAAAAACGCAGUUUAAAAAAUCAAACAACGCAGUAGAUUCAGUUAAAAAUCGCCCUAAAAAUCAAUUAGAAAAAACAACUGUCUCGGAUAAAUCACUUAAAAAGUCCGUAGAUGUGAUUAUCGUACCACUAUUGAGGUUGCUAGUCCAGUCAGGAUUCUACAUGACCACUUCAUCAUGCUCAGGAAGAAUCGUAUUCUUUGAAAAGGACAGACACUACCAAGGCAAGGAUAACUUGAUCUACGGGAGGUCAGGGAGGAUUCUUUACUCCUCACACUUUCCAAUUAUACAGAACAAGUUCGAACUCCUAUUAGCUUCUGUGGAUUCGAACCCGAAAUAUAAGUUUGAUUGCUACAAAAGUGACCACGAGGAGGAAGUCGAUGAACUUUUGCACGAAUCUCAGACAAAUUUGACAAAUGAGUCUGGAUUCUCCGAGAAUGAGGUGAUCCUUAAGUUUGAGCCGUUCAUCGUCCACGUGCAAUGCAGAAACAUGGACGCAGCAGUAAAACUGAUGGAUAUGUGCAAGAACGUAGGCCUGAAGCAGUCGGGAAUUAGCUCGUACGGAAGAAAGAUCAUCGUCGCAGUCAGGGGGAACGGCUCGUUGGAGUCGCCGAUAAUGAUUAAGAAGUACAGAAUCGAGAACUACUUGCCAAGGCUUGUGGAGAACAAGCACCUGGUAAAUGACGAGUACUUGACAUACCUGAUUAAUUGCUGUAAUCGGAAGAUGGUUCGUAACAUUUACCAAAUUGUUAGGCUGUACCAUAGGUUGAAGGAGGAAUUUAAGUGCAAUGAACAUGAGUUUAAGAAUAGUCAAAAUAAAAAGAUCCGUUACCCAAUAGGUCCAAUGUGUUUGAAUUGGCACGAAUAUAGUACGGAAUAUAAAGAUUUGUUCUCACAGAAAAAGUUGAAAUACAGGAGUACCUUUUCGUUGCCCUUUGGAGUUGACAUCCCAGUGGGAGUGUUGUCGUUUUCAGAGACGUCGAAAAACCUGCUGAGGACACAGUGCUGCCUGACGUCGUCGAAAAGGUACGUCGUGAUAUUUGGAGGAGAUGAAAAGGCGACGUCGAAGACGAUAUGCGUGUUAGACCUGGAAAAGGCGCACAAAGGCUUCAUGGUGUUUGACAUCGGCAUGGAAGGGCCGGAGCCGACGAAGGACACGGAUAUGAUCUGCGACGGAGACGUCUUUAUAACACACGGAGGGAUGAAGAACAUGAAGCUGUACUCAAACCACGUGUACGUGUUGUACGUGUAUCAAGACGAAGUCGGAGACACAGGAACAACGUGGCUUAAGUGUGAAGUGAAAGGGUCGAAAGCACCUAAGCCGAGACACAGGCACUCGAUGUGCCUGGAAAAGAGGACGCUGAUAGACCAAGGGACCGACCUGACGUCCCCGUUUCUGUGCUACGAAACGAAGUUCUUUGUCGCAGGAGGAUUCUCGACGGUGUCGGAGCCGUACGACGAGCGGUACAUCUGGAGGUGCACGCUGACGUAUAAGCUGCGGCAAAACAAGGUGCUCUCUCCAGUAGUAGAAUGGGAACACGUGUACAUUGAUACCACGGACCCGUGGAUUAGCGGCUCACUAGCCUACCACGCACCCUCAGAAACACUGUAUUUCAUCGGAGGUUUCAAAAGUUUCUAUGAGCCGUACACGUACGACGAAUACAUGACGAAAAUCGAAGGCCUUGACCUGAAGUCGAUGAAAUUGGUCAAGUGUGGAAUGACGUCAAGCAGGCUCAUGAAAAACGGAAGUAACGGAGAAGCUCAGGCAGACAAGGAUAAAAAGACGGAGCCAUACUCAGUUAGUAAAUGCUUCCCAUAUAAAAGAAUGACACACCGUUUAGUUAAAAUGACCGAGGACGAUUAUUUGCUAGUGGGACGUCACGCGAGUGGAAAGUGCAGCUGUGAAAUCUGGUAUUGUAACCUGAAGGAGCUCGUAUGGCACAAGGCAUUCGACAUGGACUCAGGAGCAAUAUGCGGCUUCGGCGCGUGCCUGGUGCGCUAUGAGAAGGGAAACUGCAAGCACAUGGAACUGUGGAUGGCAGGAGGAGGGAUCCCGCUGGGUUAUACCUUCGGCUCGGUCUACGACCCGCCAGUUAGAAUCGUGCUCUACUGCAACAAUAACUGCACAGGAAACGUGGCCCACGACUGCGCAGAUGACGCUGAUAUUCUCUGCGACAACGACGCCUCUACAGGAUCUGAAGAUGGCUACAACGCCAUGGGAAUGUACAUAGUGGUUGAAGACCAGACAAAGUUGAAGAAGAUUAAGACGCUCUGUGAACACAACGGAGUUUUUGACAAGUCGAGGAAAAUAGCGGAGUUUAGCAGCGCGAGCACGUAUUUCUUCCACUACGCAACGUGCAGCGACAACUCGGGCAUUAAGCUGUGCUCAAAGUGCUACGAAAGGAGCAGGUGUGGAUUCUGCAACUGCUGCUCCUCCUGUAGCAGAGCAAAGUACGUCUCGGAGAAGCCGUGCUUCCUCGUGCCGGUAUUGAGAAGGUUCGAACACAACGAACUGGACGGCGCGCCGACUUUCAACGUGUUCUCAAACGCACACCUGAGUAAGAAGUCCUCCCAGAACCCGAAAAAGAAGCUGCUGUCGAUCAUCAAAGGCAAGGUAAACGAAGGCGACGUCGACGCUUCAGUCAUGGGAACGGCGCUAUUGAUAACGAGUAGCCUGAAUCAGUACAUUUGCCCAAGCAAGAUUGACUGGAAAAUGGUGUCGACUGAAUUCAACGUGAAGUCGGUGGCCGUGGCCGGAGAGAUCGAAGGCGAAAAGAGACAGAGGCGCGUAGAAUUGUUGUACGGGCCCGAAGAAGUAUCGGUCAAGGAAAACGGAGUAACAUACCACUUUAACAUCACCAAAAACAUGUUUUCGAAGGGGAAUUCAUAUGAAAGGAUACGACUGGUCAAAACAUACUUCAAUCAGCCAGCACAGGAUUCAGUUGAAAAUGCAGCCUCCACAAGGAGUGAGCUCAUAGUGGAUUUUUUUUGCGGAAUAGGCUACUUUAGCGUGCCCAUCCUGAAGUUCACGGACAAAGGGAGGGUCUCGAAGAUUCUGUGUGUGGACAUAAACGCCGAGGCGAUCAAGUACAUAAACAAGAACUGCGAGUCAAAUAUGAUUGACAAGAACAGGAUUGAAACCCACGUCGGGGACUGCUCGAAGUUCGGAGAGGCCUUUGGAGCCAAUUACGUGGGCAAGGCCGACAGGGUACUGCUGGGACUGCUGCCGAGUUCCGAGAUAGGCUGGAUUCCAGCGCUGCGAGCUCUGAAUAAAAAGGACGGAGGGACACUGCACGUCCACGGGCUGACGGAGUGCAAGUCGACCCUUAAGUUUCCGCCCAUAAAGUCCUCUGAGGAUUGGGAAAGCUACGUCCUAAGCAACGGUUACGCAGAUCCUACCGCUAAAGGAGAGGCUUCGUUUGAAAGACCCGUUAAAAACUUUGGCCUAUACGUGCUUAAAAAGUUCCACCAGUUGAGUAACACGGUUUGUUGUAUGAGUCAGUUUUGUUGGUCACUCGAGGUCAUACACUCAAGGUCGGUGAAGCACUAUUCGCCUAACAUGUACCACGGAGUUGUUGAUUUAAAAUUAACUCCGAUUCCUUCAAGCUCCUAA
This is a messenger RNA of Theileria orientalis strain Shintoku, 3822 nucleotides long. RefSeq lists its product as uncharacterized. Bases 1 to 3822 code for a protein of 1273 amino acids. The transcript is spliced from 2 exons. The record is from RefSeq and is a predicted model, not a curated record. Gene Ontology annotation, cellular component: cytoplasm. Gene Ontology annotation, biological process: tRNA methylation. Gene Ontology annotation, molecular function: tRNA methyltransferase activity; protein binding. Lineage: Eukaryota; Apicomplexa; Aconoidasida; Piroplasmida; Theileriidae.